AUGUCUUCAAUAGAAAAUAAUAAAGAUGAUGUUAUAGAAAAAGUUUCUACAGACAAAACUGAAGAUGAAGUAUAUCCUAAAAAUGUAUAUAUUAUGAAAAGUAAUAACCAAUUACGAGAACUUCAUACACUUUUACGUGAUCGAACAACAUGUCGAAGUGAUUUUAAAUUUUAUGCUGAUCGUCUUAUACGUUUAACAGUUGAAGCUGCACUUGAUCAAUUACCAUAUAUACCAAGUGAGAUUAUAACACCAACUGGUCAUUCUUUUAAUGGUCUACGUCAUGAAAAAGGAACUUUAUGUGUAUCAUUAAUGAGAAGUGGAGAAGCUAUGGAAAAAGGCAUUCGUGAAUGUUGCAGGUCUAUACGAAUAGGUAAAAUAUUAAUAAAUGAAGGUCAAGUUAUAUAUGCGAAAUUACCAGCUGAUACUCAUCGAAGACAUAUUCUUGUUACUUAUCCAGUUAUAACGAGUGGCUCAACAGUUAUCACUGGUCUUGAAGUAUUACUUACAGAAUAUCAAUGUAAACAAUCAAAUAUUAUUCUAAUAACAUUAUUUUCAACGCCUGAUGGGUUGAAACAAACUUGUGAACGUUAUCCAGAUAUAAAAAUUAUUGUUUCAGAAAUAAAUCAAAUAGCACCAAAUCAUUUCGGUCAAAAAUAUUUUGGUACCGAUUAA
Rotaria sp. Silwood2 is the source of this 672-nucleotide messenger RNA. NCBI's taxonomy places the organism in Eukaryota, Metazoa, Rotifera, Eurotatoria, Philodinida, Philodinidae. The record is from the annotation of a GenBank genome assembly.